AUGACCACCCCCAGCCAAGCUCUGCCAGAGCACUGCUUUUACUGUUUCGAUGUGCUCGAGGCGAACUUGCUGGAGGGAACAUCGACAGCAAAGCCCAAUUUCGACGGUGGGGAAGAGGCAUUGUACGUGUAGAAAGCGAUGGUUUCGUGCUGUGCCGCACAGUUGCGAUCGAGACACAGUGCUGAUGUGAGAAUGGACGUACAUUCAGUCCACUCUUUGUGACUUGGAACACAUUGAAGGACGGGUCGACCAGACUGAGAGGAUGCAUUGGCACCUUUGCUGCCAAACCUUUGGCCAAGGGGCUCGCAGAGUAUGCGAUAAUUAGGUGAGGCUAGAAAUGCUGAAAUACUCAAAGCCCGGCAUCAUCUUACACAGCUUAUAAGGGCUGCCCGUCUCUCUCAGUGCUUUCGAGGACACCCGCUUCAAUCCCAUUCGCGAGCGGGAGCUUCCAACGCUGGAGUGCGGGUGAGCAAGCAGCUACUUGGGUCAGAAUAACCUAUCAGCCUGACAAACCGACCUGCGCACUAUGGCCGCGAUGUCACCCCGUGACGCAGCAUCUCGCUGCUCACAGCUUUCGAAGAAUGCUCAGACUGGCAAGAUUGGCAAGUAGGCCUGCACGGCAUCUACAUCCACCUGCCGGUGCAGAACGGUUCGAGGCACGAGUUGACGGCUACAUUCCUGCCGGAUGUGAUUCCGGCACAAGGGUGGAACAAAGAAGAGGCCAUCGAUCACGCUAUCCGAAAAGCUGGAUUUGUUGGCAAGAUUGAUCAGAAAGUGAGGGAGAGCUUGCGCGUGAGGAGGUACAGAAGCGAAAAGGUGUCGAGAACGUACGAGGAAUGGAAAGCGUGGAAGGCUGCUCGCCAAUCUUAG
Messenger RNA from Ceraceosorus bombacis, 870 nucleotides. NCBI's taxonomy places the organism in Eukaryota, Fungi, Basidiomycota, Exobasidiomycetes, Ceraceosorales, Ceraceosoraceae. The record is from the annotation of a GenBank genome assembly.